This is a messenger RNA of Lodderomyces orthopsilosis Co 90-125, 3306 nucleotides long. It is a transcript of the gene SLN1, whose product is annotated as Sln1p. Gene Ontology annotation, molecular function: phosphorelay sensor kinase activity; histidine phosphotransfer kinase activity. Gene Ontology annotation, cellular component: membrane. Gene Ontology annotation, biological process: phosphorelay signal transduction system; protein autophosphorylation. The transcript has a single exon. NCBI's taxonomy places the organism in Eukaryota, Fungi, Ascomycota, Pichiomycetes, Serinales, Debaryomycetaceae. The coding region runs from base 1 to 3306 and encodes 1101 amino acids. The record is from RefSeq and is a predicted model, not a curated record.
AUGAGAAGGCUUAAAAUUGGAAUACGACCGCAGCUCAUAGUACUCGUUUGUUUUGCUUCAUUAUUUUCCCUUUUGAUACUAGGCAUUGUAACUGGACUAUAUUUUAGCAAGAAUUUGACCCUGCUGCGUUCAGAGCGAUUAUAUGUCAUUUCACAGUUAAAAUCCACCCAAGUGGAACAAGCUUUGGCAUUUAUUGCUUACCAAGUUGGAACGCUUUCAACUAUUGAUGCGAUAACGACACCGUUAUCACAGUACAGGGCAGGGAAUAAUUCCAAUGCAGUGUUUGCGAGUGCUCAAAAUACCUUAGAUCAAUUCAUGUCAUCCACUGAAACUUUUGCUGCCGCGCGACUAUACAACUUGGACUUGCAGGUUCUGGCCAGCUCAUACAAUAACGCAACGAUAGUAUCUCAACAUGCCGUGGAUAAUUUGUUUCCCUUGCUACAAAAUAGCUCGAUCCCACCGGCUCUACUAAAUUCAAAUGAGUCGGAAUUUUACUUUACCGGGCCCUUGGCUAAUGAUUCAACAGAUAUCUACAGUCCAUAUUUUAUGGGAGUUACACUACCUGUAUACACCAAUUCAUCCAUCAUUAUUGACAAACCCUAUGUGGCGGGAUAUUUGUCGAUUAUUGCCAGUGCACAAGCAAUUCAAGAUGCGUUAAACUCGACAAGCGAAGAUUACAAUGUCAUUGCCGUCAAACCUCUUUAUGGGGGAUUAACUGACCUUGUGGAUACCCUAAAUUCUAGCCAACGAGCUGAAGCUGCAGUUGGAUUUCAAUUGGUAUUUCCUGUGCCAAAUUCAUUACUAAGGCCAGGUGAGGUAUAUAACAUUAACACAUCAAGUUCAGUGCGAACGGCAAUUCGGUCACCCUCUGGAACAUCGACCGACGUCAAAUCAUAUUCGGGUGAUAGUGUUGCUAUUGGGUUUAGACAAAUCAUGCAGAAUAAUCUUUUAUGGUCAAUCGUUGUGAUACAACAAAAAUCGAUAUUCAAUGCUCCUGUAAAUAAGUUGAAAAAGAUUAUCAUUGGUGUUGUCUUUGGUAUUGCGGUAUUUAUGUGUUUGAUCACAUUCCCCUUGGCUGUGUGGUUCAUUCGACCGAUUACUGAGUUGCAAAACUCGGCUGAGUACAUAUCAAAAUACCGAAAAGAGAGGAUAUUGAAUGAAAAGAUAGCUCAUGAUUCAAGAAAUAAUAGUGUUACAUCAACUGCAACUUCGACUACUUCGGGUUUUUCAAAUGGGAUACGACUACCAUCACGCAUUAAAACUUCAAAGAAAUUUUUCAAAGAUGAAUUGACUGAAUUGUCGGAAGCAUUUAAUAUAAUGACAGAGGAACUAGACAAGCAAUACAAUUUGUUAGAAGAUCGAGUCAAGCUUCGUACGCGAGAGUUGGAAGCAUCUAAAAUUCAAGCUGAAGCGGCAAAUGAAGCCAAAACAGUAUUUAUUGCCAACAUAUCACAUGAGUUGCGAACACCUUUAAAUGGUAUCCUAGGAAUGACGUCGAUAGCAAUGGAAGAAGAUGAUCAAGAAAGAAUACACGAAUCUUUGAAGUUGAUAUAUCGUUCAGGUGAGUUGUUACUUCAUAUCUUAACCGAGUUGUUAACAUACUCCAAAAACACCCUAAAUCGAUCCAAAUUGGAGAAAUCAAAUUUCCAAAUUCUCGAAAUUGUGUACCAAAUUAAUUCAAUUUUUAACAAGCUAGCUGUUGAUCAGCGAGUUAAGUUUCAAAUUGUGGUGAAACCGUGCCUAUUCAGAAAGUUAAUACUAUAUGGGGAUUCAAAUAGAAUUAUUCAAAUAAUCAUGAACCUUGUAUCUAAUGCGCUCAAGUUUACCCCGAUUGAUGGGUCCGUUGAUGUUAUUUUCAAAUUGCUUGGCGACUAUGACCAUGAUAGAUCAGCAGCUUGUGAUUAUACUAAGGUGUGUCUAGUGCAUGGCAACAAAAGACCGGGCCCCUCGAAUUAUAACACCGAUUCCACAUUAGUGCAGCAAAAUCCACCAAAUUUCUCAAUGAACAAACCACUCGAUCCAAAAAGUGGUAGUGAAUUUGAUGAUGUUCUGAGUAUUGUCACCCUUUCGACCAUCCAAUAUGAAAAUGCCUUAUUCGAGCAACAGUUCUCCACGAAGCAAUCACCAACACCAAGAUCAUCACUUGAAAAAUUGGAAGAGGUAUCUGACAUCAAAUCAGAGUAUAUUAUACCAGACGCCAAAGACUUCAAGUCUUACCAUACUUUGAAUAAGAAUGAAAUGACCCAUGGAAAGUCCUACAAGAUUAAAAACAUACACCAUCCAAAGACAUGGGUUAUACAAAUUGAAGUUCGUGAUACGGGGUCAGGUAUUGACCCGUCAUUACAGGAGAAAGUUUUUGAACCCUUUGUUCAAGGGGAUCAAACAUUGAGUCGAAGUUAUGGCGGGACUGGCUUGGGGUUGAGUAUUUGUCGACAAUUGGCGACAAUGAUGAAAGGGACACUUUCUGUGAAAUCAGCAAUUGGAAAAGGAUCCACAUUCACGUUGACUAUUCCAUUACCACAAACAGGAGAGAUUAUGAUUCCACCCGAGGAUCUUGAAUCUUUUUGUGAUGAUGAAUUUAAUCCAAACUCAAAAUUGAAUAGAAAAGUUGCAUUUGAGGAUGAUAUUAUCCGGUCUGAUGAGGAGCUAAAGGAGAUCGAAUUGACCCAUUGUCGUAAAUCAUCCACCUUAAAGUUGAAACCAUCAACCAUUGCAUUUUCCAAGGGGUCAACUGGUACAGCACAAUCUUCCGAUGUUGGUGGGGGAAACAGUGUAUCUCAUAGUACAGUUUCUACACCCACGGAAUCGCUAGUCACCAUACCACCUACUUCACACAAUCAUUUAUCCAAUAUCAAGAUUCUUGUUGCUGAAGAUAAUCAAGUGAACCAAGAAGUCAUCAGAAGGAUGUUGAAACUAGAAGGGUUCACCAAUUUGGUAAUGGCGGCAAACGGAGCUGAAGCGGUUGAGUUAGUUGAGCAAUCAAUGGACCCUACAGAGGAACAACAACUGCAACAAUUUGACUUGGUAUUUAUGGAUGUUCAAAUGCCAAUAAUGGAUGGUAUUACAGCAGUUACUAAGAUACGACAGGAGUUAAAUUUUUCGAAUCCAAUAAUUGCUCUCACAGCAUUUGCUGAUGAGAGUAAUAUAAAAGAAUGUCUAAAUUGUGGAAUGAAUGGAUUUUUAUCUAAACCGAUAAAACGAAAUAAUUUACUCAGUGUCAUUAGCAAGAAUACUAAUAUUUUGUUGCAUGAUUCAGUACUUACCCCAGUAUCGGGUCAUUCUCAAAAGAGCUCUUAUUUCCUGUGA